CCACUUUGGCGACCACCACCAAACUAAUCGACGCUCGCUGCUUUUGAGUUGUGCGCUACAUUCUUCUGGCUGCCAAUUAGAAGUCUAUUGCAUUGAUUCGCUUCGGUUCCUUUAUCACGUUUUCGACCGCUUCAAACUCAACACGCCCAGCUUAGCUCACGCUGUGGAUUCUAGCGCAUCACAUCCCCCACCAUCAGUCGCAACAUGGUUAGAAUCGCGAGGGCUGGAGGCGGCCUCUCCGGAUUUGUUGGCUCAGAUUCUGAGUCGGACUUUGGUGGACUAGAAAAAACAACUCAUCGAUCGUCGACUACAACAACGAAACGCGCUACUUCUCGCCCUACCUCUUCUCUUAGAGGCACAAAGAGUCUCGCGACCAGCACGCGUCAAAAGACUCACGCCGGGUCUCGGUCUCCCGGUAGAAAGGCGCUGAACGAAAAGAAAUAUUCAAACACACAGUCGACCUACACAAAAGCUCCUGAUACUUGGAGCGAUGACGAAGCUGAGCUGAGCGGCGCCGACGAGGUAGACAUUGGCUGGGAGAGCCCACCAAAACAGGUGCGACGACAGUCGCCUCCUCCCCGAAGCAGACAUGAGAGUAUUGUGCGCGAAGUCGCUCCUAGUGGCCAGUAUAAGAGAUCUGCGCCCUUGUACCAGACAACAGAGCUUUCCGACACAGAUGCUGCUCCUACCAGCCGAGCCGACUCUAAGUCAUCAGAGACAAGUGCUUUGAAACGGAAAUUUGACGAGCUAUCACAAGAUUACACCAGUUUGGAAAACAGAUACAAUGAGCUUAAAGACGUUGGUAUUAAAGCGGCGGAGCGAAACUUUGAUCGUCUUAAAAAGCAAAUGGAAGACAACGAAACCUCAUCGAGUAAGCUCAUCAGCGCCCUCCAAGAUCAAAUCAAAGACCAAACAAGAUCUACACGGGACACAUCAGCGCUGCAAAGCCAACUGGACGAAAGCGAAGCCAAUGUCAACAAUCUUGUAUCCAAGAUUAGCAACCUGACGGGCUCUUUAAACGAGUCUCAGCGGGAGAUACAGUCGCUCAAGGCAAAACUGGCUGCUAGCCGCGCAGCAGAAGCCACAGCAUUGGCCGCAGCCAAAGCCACCGCCGCCGCUCCGAAACCAAGCACGGCCAACAAUAAGAACCUGACCGGGCAAUCCGAGCUUAUGCAUAUUUCACAAGCUAAGGAGGAGUUGUACAGCUCUCUGACAAGUCUCAUUAUCAGAAAUGUCAAAGAAGAAGACGGCGAAAACGUAUUUGACUGCUUACAGUCAAGCCGUAAUGGAACGCUACAUUUCACCCUCUCCCAAGAAAAGGAAGAUCCUGGUUCAAGGUAUUCGGAAACGAAAUAUACCUUCAGCCCACAAAUCCAGGACGGCCGCGAUGCUGAACUGAUGAAAGUCUUGCCAGAAUACUUUUUGGAAGAUCUCACGUUCACUGGACCGCAAAUAUCCAAAUUCUAUAUAAGGUUAUUCACGGCGUUGGCAGAGAAGAAACAGUAAAGAACAGCAGGUUCCAGCCAUAUCCAGGACAAGCGUCACUAUGUAAUGCUGGCGACCUAGGUUAAACGGCACAAAGCCGAGCAAUAUUAUCGAAUCAUGAACUCUUCAGAUAUAUUACAACAGUGACACCAUAUUACCACAAUAACUGAAACUUUUAUUGUGACUAAAUUGACUAGUAUGUUCUGAU
This is a messenger RNA of [Torrubiella] hemipterigena, 1693 nucleotides long. Lineage: Eukaryota; Fungi; Ascomycota; Sordariomycetes; Hypocreales; Clavicipitaceae. The record is from the annotation of a GenBank genome assembly.